AAAACCUCUGUUAGAUGCGCCUGGUGAAAAUCGAUAAUUUUCUUCUAUUUUCCGAUGUAGGCACAGCCAUGAAAGACAUGAUUUUCCUUGAUUGUUCAGUUCUGUCUGUAUAGUGAGAGUCGUGAUGUUACCAUAUUGAACAUGGCACACACCUUUAAGCUUGAACCAACCGAUGAUGACUACUGCUCUGAAAAAAAAGACGAAUUUAAAAAAAACCAAACGACACCGCCAAUUAUUCCUGGAACAGAAAUUCCCCCUAAAGAAAAAAGAAUUCCAACAAAAAUUACUUUGAAGCAAAGGAAAUUUAAAGUCAAUACUUUAGGCUGUAUAACUUAUAUCAUUGUAACCACAAUAUCUAUUGUCAUUGUUGGUUAUUUAAUUAUAAAACAUCAAUUAACCAAUCAAUUACAAUCAAAACUGAAUGCAAAAACUCCUAAAAUAAAAGGGUGUGAUCAUAUUGAAGUAGAGGACGUGUGGGCAACUACGCUACCCAAAUUGUUAACAGAAUCGGCAUUUAGACUUUCAGAUGUUAAUAAAGAUGGUAUACCAGAUUUUAUAUUUGGUUUCGCCACAGGAGUUGACGGUUAUUCCAUACCAAAAAUUGUUUGUGAUAUUUAUUUCAAUGGCACAUUUCCUUGCUAUGGUGGAAUGAUGGCGCUAAAUGGUGAAGACGGGAAAGAACUUUGGAGAUACUACACUGAUCAUGAAAUAUUUGGAAUAAAUUGUAAUGCUGAUCUUAAUUCAGAUGGUGUGAAUGAUUGUCUCGGUGGAGGAAGAGCUGGGGUGUUUGAUGCUGUAAAUGGACGGACAGGAACGCUAUUAUGGAAAUUUAAAGAUAAACUGGUUAAGAAUAGCAUUAUGAAUCUGUAUACAGCGCAUACAAUUGAUGAUUUAGACAAAGACGGUAUUCUCGAUGUUUUGGCAAUUCACGGAGGAGAUCCAUUAAGUGAACCAGGCAGCAAACAUCGCCUUUCUGGUCGAAUCGUAUUUUUUAGUGGAAAGUCGGGAAAGGUUCUUAGUUGGUCUGGGGUACCGGAUGAAAAAGAAUCUUACUAUUCACCUCAAGUCUUAACAAAAUCAGAUGGAACCAAACUUGUAUUGUUUGGAACAGGUGGGGAGACUCACGGAGGAGGUCUCUGGCUAUUAAGUGUCAACGAUCUGUUCUAUCAUCGACUGGAAAAUGCAAUUUGCAUAUUUUCUGAUCCAAAGAAAGGCAUCAUGACACCCCCUGUUUUGGUAGAUCUCAAUGGUGAUGGCGAGGAGGAUAUCGUGAUGUCUUUGUUCAAUUCGCAUGUCAUUGCAUUUAAUGGGAAAACAUAUAGUCAACUGUGGAAUUUUUCCAUCCCUUCAUCAGAAUCUUACAAUACUCCUGCACCAGGGUAUUUCAAUGAUGACAAAAUACCUGAUUUCUUGAUCAAGUUUGCGCAUGGACCAGGUUUUCCAAUUUAUUAUUUUUCUGAGACAGCAAUCUUAGAUGGAAGAAAUGGCAAAAGCUUACUAGGAUCGCCUAUCCUGGAUACAAUGGGAGCCCAAGCCUCACCUUUGACUAUAAGCAUUGAAGGUUACGGAAACGAUGUAUUUCUCUUCUGGGUAUCUGAUUGCGCAAACCAUGAAGGACAAGAGGGAAAAUAUAAAUUUGUGAAAGGAACUAACAUACAUGAGCAAAGCAGAUCCGAUUUCUGUCGUCUGCGAUUUAAAUCUAGAGGGUAUUCAAAACUUUUGGCUAAAAAUCAACACAUGGCGUCAACAGGAAUUGACAUUUAUUAUUCUGGAAAGAGAAAGCAUUUGGAACACCAAGGUUGGAUAAACACCACAAAGGAAUCCAUAGAUUACAUUAAAAGUCAUCCAGAUAUUUACUACAACUUCCUUCAACAUCAAAAGGUGAUAGGAAAUGCAGAAAAGAACAAAAACAUAUCAAAAAUUAACAAGAUACCUGAACUGGCUGAAAGAAACAAUGGAGUACAUGUUGAUAAAAAAGUUUAUUAUCCUUCUAAAAAUUCCAUCCGCACACAAAUUGAAAUUGAAAAGGUUCAACGAAUUGAAAAAAAGUUGAAACUGGACCAAACCAAUCGACAGAAAAUUCAUGAUAAAGCUAAAAGAAUAAAGCGACAUGUUGGUCCUCAUGACGAUGACGGUAUUCAACGGUUAUUAUCAACAGGAACUUUGGCACCAACAACAUUGGCCAAUACACAUCCAAACUACAACUAUUCAAUAGACGUAGUGUUUGCUACUUACUGGUUUUUUCCUGCUAAAACACAAGCAAUUCUUCCAAAGGAUCAAGUUUGCAUAUCAGAGAAAAUGGAUGACGAAAAAGCACGUUUAGAUGUUUUGAGCAAGUAUUAUGGUCUUAACCACGAUGAAUAUGAACGUGUGAUUACAAAAGAAUGUUUAAACGAAAGUGAUCAUGAACUGCCCCAAGAUGAAACAUACGAAUCGCAGUCCACAUACAACCCAUACAAUAUUCAUAUGGGUCAAAUGACUGUUUACAGGUUAAGACUAACGAUGUCGUGCAAAAAAAGCAAGCCAAAUGAACACUGCUCUCGAGUACUUCCUUUUGAAGAGCAGCAAUGGACUUCUUAUAUGGGAAAUAAAGGCGACAGUCAUUGGAAACCAAGGUUUAUGAAAUAAAGGAUGGUGUUAGUU
Molecule: messenger RNA, 2643 nt
Organism: Magallana angulata
Lineage: Eukaryota; Metazoa; Mollusca; Bivalvia; Ostreida; Ostreidae
Exons: 12
Coding region: 142-2628 (828 amino acids)
Molecular function (GO): protein binding
Source: RefSeq, a predicted model, not a curated record